AUGUCGAUCUGCAUUAAAAUAUGUCCGCCUCGUAGCGCUUCUCGUUUGUCCAUUUUCACCUCUCCUGAGAUUGUGAACAGAGCUGUGGGCAAAAUGGAGAUGGCGAUGCUGUGUGGACGACAGACAAGUUUCUCCUGCCAACGAAGGCCACCUUCAAUGUGGGUUCGUCUCCAGUACCAUCCAGACUCGGUCGACAUCACUGCCCACGAGCGAGAUAAUGUUGACCAGCUUCACUCGCUCAGCCUCACCUCGACCUCGCCCUCGACCUCGAGUCUUGUCGUCUGA
Messenger RNA from Protopolystoma xenopodis, 285 nucleotides. The record is from the annotation of a GenBank genome assembly. Lineage: Eukaryota; Metazoa; Platyhelminthes; Monogenea; Polystomatidea; Polystomatidae.